Messenger RNA from Mizuhopecten yessoensis (Yesso scallop), 3960 nucleotides. RefSeq names its product solute carrier family 15 member 1-like. The coding region runs from base 251 to 2539 and encodes 762 amino acids. Lineage: Eukaryota; Metazoa; Mollusca; Bivalvia; Pectinida; Pectinidae. Gene Ontology annotation, cellular component: membrane. Gene Ontology annotation, molecular function: dipeptide transmembrane transporter activity. The transcript has 23 exons. The record is from RefSeq and is a predicted model, not a curated record. Gene Ontology annotation, biological process: transmembrane transport; oligopeptide transport.
AUUGGAGCGUGAAGUGAAAGUCAAUUUGCCAACACUACAAGUUGCAUACUAGCAUACGGUCUAUUAGAAGUUGACACAGGUAAUGUAAAUGUAACCUAGAUACAUACAACCGAGUCUUUGGAGUUGAUAAUGUCACAAUGUGACAGCAUUUAUGGCGAGUGAAAGUUGCAGAGUAGCUUUCCAACUUUCCGAUCAAUCAGCUGUUACCCGUGGCAGACACUGACAUUUGAGACUCGUCAUCUGUAGGAAAAUGGAACCUUCCUAUGGAUCUACUGAUCCAGCUGAUGUGAAAACACAUAUAAAUGGAGAAGAGACUGACCAGCCUCCAAAGACGACGAUAGCAGAUGACAGCUUACUUCAAUCAAAUGCAGAAGAGAAAAUCAGUGGGAAGGCAUGGGGGCGAGUCAAGAAUGUGUUCACAAGAAGAAGAAAAUAUCCUGUCAGUAUAUUUUUUAUCCUCGGGAAUGAAUUCUGUGAAAGGUUCUCCUACUAUGGAAUGAGAGCUAUCCUCGUCCUUUACCUGACACGAUGGCUGAAGUUCACGGAUGACCAUGCCACGGCUAUCUUCCACGCCUUUGUGAUGCUGUGUUACUUCAGUCCACUCUUUGGCGCCAUUAUUGCUGAUGGUUACCUCGGACGACUCAAAACAAUCUUGUAUGUGUCAAUAAUCUAUGCCGCUGGGAACCUGGUGAUGGCGCUCACUGCUCUGCCUCCACCUGAAUGGAUUGGCCCGAUGAUAGGACUGAUUUUGAUUGGGCUAGGCACUGGUGGGAUUAAGCCCUGUGUGUCAACGUUCGGUGCUGACCAGUUUAGACCUGAUCAGGAUAAGGAAAGGAUGACAUUUUUCUCUGCCUUCUACUUCAUGAUAAACCUUGGCAGUGUGUUGUCCAUCUUAAUCACACCUAUAUUGAGAGCUGAUGUCAGGUGUUUUGGAGGAGAGUGCUAUCCUUUAGCCUUUGGAGUACCUGCCAUUCUAAUGUUCUUAGCUACCAUCAUCUUCAUUGCUGGGAAAAGUCAGUAUAAAAUUACGCCCCCUGCUGGUAAUUUGGUGGGGAGAGUUUACAACUGUAUAAAGGCAGGAAUUAAGGGUAAGGUAAAAAACAGAGGGACCAAUAUGAAGAUGCAACAUUGGCUUGACUAUGCAGAGGAAAAAUUUGAGCCUGAGUUUGUUGAGGAAGUGAAGACUCUAUUAAAAGUAAUGACACUGUUUCUACCACUCCCAUUGUUCUGGGCACUGUCGGACCAGCAGGGAUCAAGAUGGACACUCCAAGCUGCCCAGAUGGAUGGUGACAUGGGAGUAUUUGGACGAUUAAAGCCAGACCAAGUCAUGGCUUUAAACCCUCUCCUCAUCAUCAUCCUAAUUCCUCUGUUUGAACAAGUUAUUUAUCCACUGUGUGACAAAUGUGGUAUACUGAACAGACCCCUACAGAGGAUGGUGUCGGGGAUGUUCCUGACAGGUGCAGCUUUUGUAGUGGCCGCCUUAGUUCAGAUGAAGCUGGAUGUUCACAGAGAAGUUCCUCUAUCCAUGACCCAGAGUGGUGUGACCUUUAUCAACACAUUCCCUUGUCCUGUAACUCUUUCCUCCGACAUCUACUCUGGAGACUUGUCAUUUACACAGGAGUCUGACUACCUAAGAGUACUACCAGGUUCUCAUGCCAUCUCUGUUACUACUAACUGUACCGGAAAUAAGGCAACAAAAAAUGUCACCUUUGACACCAGUUCUGCUUAUAGAAUUAUCAUUUUAAAAUCUGCCGAGAAGGGGAAUUUAGAAAUUUUCAAGGCUGAUGACCAGAGAAACAAGCCAAGGGAAGGUAACUCUGUUAUUAGCUUACUAAUGUCAAUGGACUCAAAGACAGAGGUUAGUGUGAAGCUUGUACCUCACUCCUACACCAAAGAGAAACUUAAACCCUCGCCUCCUGGGAUUCUGUUUUCUGUAUCCAGCUCUAGAGCCUCAGUAUAUAGGGAGGCCGACCCAGGCUUAUACAAUAUAUGGCAGCUAGUGAAAACGACUGUAAAUUCCAGCGAGUCCUGGCAGAUGACUAAUGCCAGUGUCAAUGUAGGAACAGGAGCCUCGUAUACCAUCCUGUUAUAUACCAACAGCUCCGACACAGUCCAUACUGUGAUAUACAGCAGUGUAACAGCUAACACUGUGUCCCUCCUUUGGAUGGUUCCUCAAUAUGUGGUCAUCACUGUCGGAGAAAUCCUAUUCUCGGUGUCUGGACUUUCCUUUGCCUACUCAGAGGCUCCAAAGUCCAUGAAGUCUGUUGUACAGGCAGCGUGGCUACUUACAACAGCGGUCGGGGAUCUUAUUGUAGUGAUAGUAGCGGAAGCACAGCUUCUACCCAGCCAGACAGCGGAAUUUUUCUUUUUUGCAGCCUUGAUGACAUUUGUAUCCUUUGUUUUCAUGUUGAUGUCUUUAUUCUACAAUUAUCACACUACUUCAAGUUCAUCAGAUCCUAGUACUGAUGAUACCACAGGACUUAUAACGAAGGGAGAUAACUCUCCUGACAUUCCUAUGCAACAUGUAAACUCAAAGUAAAAUUUAAAAAUUUGUUAACUUAAUUGUUAUUUUACUAUUCUUUCUCUUAAAUUUUGCAUGAAAUAGUUAUGAAUACAUAUUAAUUUAAUUCACUGUUUUAUUCUGUUGAUGUGUUUUGUAGACUUAAAUGCAGGCAAUAUGUGUUAUAUAAAUAGAUCUUGGGUCAUGGCUACUAGAUUGUUUUUGUUUAUUAUAACAUUGAUAAAACGAUGCCAGGCUUUUGUAUAAGACUUUUAGAAACAUGACUACGUUAUAAGACAAAUAUUUGGUUGUUUUAGAUUUCUCUGUGCAAUCUUGUUUUAAAAACAGUGGUUUGCUAACAUGAGUGUGUAAGAUAUCUUGUUUGAUCAUGUAAUGAGAAAAAAAAGUAAUGGGAUUGUUUUACCUGUUUUUUAUGAUUUUGUUGUGAAAACAAUAAUUGGGUUAUUUUUGAAGGUACCUAUCAUUAAUUAUGAUCAUUUUUUUUAUCUUGAAAUGAAAAAAAGUAAUAGUGUUGUUUAGAUAUCUUUUAUGAUCUUGUUGUGAAAACAAUAAUUGGGUGAUAUUUUAAAUAUCUUGAACAAUCUUGUUAUGAGUAUAUUUUUGCCAAAAUGAAUACAGUUAAAUUUAUUAUAAAGCCUAAAUAAAGGUAUAAGCAUUGUGAUUUAUUGUUUAUGUUAGUAAAAUUUCUACCAGGAGUAAGCCUUAAUGUUAACUCAUUUAUCCAUGCAAUUUCAUAAUGAACUAUUCCAACCUUUGAAUGGGAAGAGUUAAAAUGUGUCUUUAGGGGCGAGUCAAGUAGUGUUAUAAGCACAGUUGCCAUGUACAUAUUUUCCCACUGUUAAGGGUUGUACAUUCUAUCAAUGACGUGAUGAUCAGUCAUUAAUUUCCUCCAAUUUUGUCAUUUUUAGAAGAUUUAUAUUUUGAUUUAAUAUUGUUUAACAUCUUGGAUUAUUGGUUAUUACCCCUGAAGAUAAGUUCCUUUGAUCAUAUAAAAACUACUGUAGAUUCAAAAACAUGUUACCUAGAUCUGCUUCAAACAAAUACGGAACAGCAUUUGUGACAAACCAUAUGGUUUCAUUCAAAUCAUGAUUUAGAAACAAGCUGUGGAGGAUUUUAUUUUUCACGCAACUGAGCACAAGCUUGCUAUUGCCAUCACUUUCUGUCUCUCUCUUGCAAGAUUCCAGAAAUCAUCCAACACAAUUUGAUAUGAAUUGCCGUAAAUCAUCACGAGGAAAGUGUUUUCAUAUUCGUUCAUAUGCUAACGCUUUGCUUCUUUGGAGUUUUUGUGUUUUGAGAAAUUGAGAAACCUUCACUAAGUUUCUUAGAUUUGUUCAAAAUAGGCCUUCUAGGGCCUCACAAGGGGCCACCUGAGCUAACUAUUAGCAUUAGUAAUGACCAAAAUUAUUCUCUGAAAUAUAAUUUUCUUCUGUUCAUGUUUA